Molecule: messenger RNA, 1053 nt
Organism: Closterium sp. NIES-65
Lineage: Eukaryota; Viridiplantae; Streptophyta; Zygnematophyceae; Desmidiales; Closteriaceae
Source: the annotation of a GenBank genome assembly
AUGCACUUCGCCGUGCCUGCAGCGCUGAAAAAAGCAACUCGCCGCGCCUGCAGCGCGGAAGACGCACUUGGCCACGCCUCUCAGCUGGCAGUGCCGAGCCUCUCACCAGGCAGUGCCGAGCCUCUCAUGGCGCGCGAUCCGCCGCCUACCACGUGGCGCGCGAUCCGCCGCCUGGUGAUGCCGCUGCCUGGUGGGAGAGGCAACAAAAAAGGUGCGCGUAAUUACUUCAAAUAUAAGGACGACGAUGACAAGUACGGGAACAACAACGAGGACGCGGAGGAGGAGGAGGAGGAGGAGGAGGAGGAGGAGGAGGAGGAGGAGGAGGAGGAGGAGGAGGAGGAGGAGGAGGAGGAGGAGGAGGAGGAGGAGGAGGAUGCGGAGAGAGGAGCAGGAGCAGGAGCGGGAGUAGGUGCAGGAGGAGGAGCAGGAGGAGGGGAGGAGGAGGAAACAUCAGUGGGAGUACUAGCGGCAAACGGCAGCAGAGGGCGACGACAACGAGGCGGAGGAGGACAAGGAGGAGGAGGAGGAGGAGGAGGAGGAGGAGGAGGAGGAGGAGGAGGAGGAGGAGGAGGAGGAGGAGGAGGAGGAGGAGGAGGAGGAGGAGGAAGACGACGAGGACCAGGACGAAGAGCAGGAGCAGGAGCAGGGCAGGAGGAGGAGGAGGAGGAGGAGGAGGAGGAGGAGGAGGAGGAGGAGGAGGAGGAGGAGGAGGAGGAGGAGGAGGAGGAGGAGGAGGAGGACAAGGAGCAGGAGGAGGAGGAGGAGGAGGAGGAGGAGGAGGAGGAGGAGGAGGAGGAGGAGGAGGAGGAGGAGGAGGACAAGGAGGAGGACGAGGAGGAGGAGGAGGGCGACGAGAAAGAAGACGACAACGAUGAGGUGGAGGAAGACGAGGAGGAGGAGGAGAACGAGGAGGAGGAGGAAGACGAGGAGGAGGAGGAGGAGGAGGAGGAGGAGGAGGAGGAGGAGGAGGAGGAGGAGGAGGAGGAGGAGGAGGAGGAGGAGGAGGAGGAGGAGAACGAGGAGGACGAGGAGGAGGAGGAGAAGGAGGAGUAG